Molecule: messenger RNA, 720 nt
Organism: Knipowitschia caucasica
Lineage: Eukaryota; Metazoa; Chordata; Actinopteri; Gobiiformes; Gobiidae
Source: the annotation of a GenBank genome assembly
AUGAGGGCGGUGCUGCUGCUGCUGCUGCCCGUGUGGAUGUGCUCAGGAGCGGGCAGACUCUCUGGCUGCUCCCGGUCCUCCUGGUGCUCUUCUCCGGAGGUGGCAGCGCGCUGUGGGGUGUUGAAGCGCUGUCAGAAGGGAAACUCCACAUGGCUGCCUCAGAGCCCAGAGCCGGUGAAGGUGGAAGUGUUCUACGAGACCCUCUGUCCCGAUUGCAUAGACUUCAUGACCCACAUGCUGUACCCGUCCUCUGUGCUCCUGCGGGACGUCCUGGACCUCACUGUGGUCCCCUAUGGCAACGCUAGGGAGAGUUUUGAUGGUCAGAGAUACAUCUUCAGCUGUCAGCACGGAGAGCAGGAGUGUCUGGGAAACAUGAUCCAGGCCUGUGUACUGAACAUGGUCCCAGCAGAAGCUUCCAUCAUCGUCUUCUGCAUGGAGGCGGCUGCAGACGUGGUGCAGGCGGCGCAGGCGUGUGUGGAGCUGUACGCGCCGCAGCUGCCCUGGGACAGACUGGCGGACUGUGUGAAGGGAGACCUGGGGAACCAGCUGAUGCAUGAGAACGCCAAGAAGACCAAGGCCCUGAGUCCUCCUCACACCUCUGUGCCCUGGGUCACUGUGGACGGGGUUCACACCGAGGAACUGCAGGAGAAAGCCCUGUCUUCUCUCGUUUCUCUGGUCUGCAGCAAAUACCAGGGCCCAAAACCUGCCGUCUGUGGAUGA